ACAGAAGAUGAACUACAUUACGAUAGGGGCGGUUGCAUUGUGGUUAAGUCUAGACCGUCCCUGAGUAUCACAGAUUUAAAUUGAGAGUCUGGAUGACAGUCAGAGAUGAAAACCCCUGCCACUUGAUUAGCAAGACUCACUGUUAAUAAAAGAACGGUCUGCUGAAUACAUGCUCUGUUAUCAAGCUGGAACCGGAGAUCUCCAGUUAUACAAUAAGAAAAUGGCAAACAGCAGGGGAAUCCAAAUAAUUCUCCCAGUCGCCUUUAACUUGUUCUUCCUUUUGAAGAUCAUCGUAUCUGAAGACGUAACGUCCUAUGAGGAAUAUUACUCUGAUUUGGACGAUCAAGACAACUCAACCACGGUCGAUUACGGCAAAUUUGAGCAGCAGUGCCACAAAGGAGAUAUCCGGUCUUUCAGGGCUUGGUUCCUGCCUAUCGUCUAUGCCAUCAUCUGCUUUGUGGGGCUCCUGGGGAACCUGCUGGUGAUGCUCACUUACAUCUACUUCAAGAGGCUCAAAACCAUGACGGAUGUCUACCUGCUGAAUCUGGCUGCUGCCGACAUCUUGUUCCUCCUCACCCUCCCUUUCUGGGCCAUCAGUUUCUCCCAAGGCUGGAUCUUCGGCCUGGUUGCCUGCAAGAUGGUCUACUACAUCUACAAGGUCAGCUUCUUCAGCGGCAUGCUCUUGCUCAUGUGCAUCAGCGCCGACCGCUACUUCGCCAUCGCCUGCGCCACCUCUGCCCACCGCCACCGCUCCAGGGCUAUCUACUUCAGCAAGGUCUCCUGCGUCUGCCUUUGGAUCCUGGCCCUCAUCUUCUCCCUUCCUGAGCUGGUGUACAGCACGCUCGUGGACAACAGCAACUUCACCCUCUGCAUGCCCAUUUCAGAGGACUCCAGUCACUUCAAGGUGAAGAUCCAAUCUGGGCAGAUGGUGGCUGGCUUUGUCCUCCCCUUGCUGGUGAUGUUCUUCUGCUACAUCGUCAUCAUACAGACCCUGCUCCAGGCUCGCAGCUUUGAGAAGAACAAGGCCAUCAAGGUGGUCUUCGCCGUGGUCCUGGUCUUCAUCACCUUCCAGCUCCCGUACAACGGGGUCAUGCUGAUGCGCACCAUCGCCCUGGCCAGGCGGAACAACACAGACUGCCAGGCCGAAAAGCAGCUGGACGUGGCUGAGGACAUCACCAAGAGCCUUGCCCUGCUGCGCUGCUGCCUCAACCCCUUCCUGUACGCUUUCAUCGGGGUCAAGUUCCGCAACGACCUCCUGAAGCUGCUCAAGGAGAUCGGCUGCAUGAGCCAGGAACAGUUCUUCAGGUACACUUCCUGUAAACAGAAGAGGAGCUCCUUCGCCAUGGAAACAACAGAAACUUCCACCACCUUUUCCCCGUGAGGGGGGUUUCAGGAAAACAAGCUGUCGCGUCCUGCUCCAAACAAAUAAACUGGAUGAAAUGCAUUAAGUGUUUAUACAGCAAAGGAAAUGGGUAUCUGUGCUACAAGUGACGGGUUAGAAUAAAAAAAUAAUAUGGAAGUUUUUACAGAGAGAGAAAAAAAACCAAACAGCUCUGUAUUCAAGAAGAAUCAGGUUCCAACAGGAUACUCAGUAAAAAGUCUUAAUGAAGAAGAAAAGUAAUUGAUAAACUGAAAAUCCACUAUAUCCGCUGUGGUCACAGAUUUUUUAAUUACAUUUUUUUUUUUUUUUUUAAAUAGUGUGUGUGAACUCUAUGGACUCUGAGAACUUACCCAUCCAAAACUUUGCCAGAAAAACCAAAACAUAUAUGCAUUAUAAAAUAGAUAUAUAGAUAGGAAAGUUUAACAUGGUACAGUUAUACAUACAUUCACUUCUGCACCUACCCUAUUGUAACUUUUGUCACUUUGCAACAAGAUUCCCAUCUUAUGAACCCAUGUCCUUUGUGAAAACUUUAUGAAAAUUGUCUGUCCGUCCAUUUGAAUCAGAAGAUAUCUGUUUAGAUGUCUUGUAAGACCAUUUUGCUCAAAGAUUCUGAUGAUCAGAUUUUAAAGGGACUUCGACUUUUGAAACAACGUGACAUUUGUGUUUAAUUUCAUCCACACAGCCCAAGCGAAAUGCCACUUCAAUCAGGAGAUUGGGAUCAGUGAUGUUGAAGUCAUUGCAAUUGGAUUACUCUUGAGUUACACUGGCACGUUUUUGCAGCCUUCUGGGUAAACUUCAGCUUGUUUACAGAGAAAGGGAAAUCAAAGCCUUUAAUACUGAGCCCUUGACCAUCAAAAAUACAGACUGUAAAACAGAUAAGCAUGCCUUACAUUUUCUUUAUGUACAUUUUAAUGUCUUUGGGUUAGCCGUUUACACCAAAAUGUUACAAAAUGCUGCAAUAAUAUGCCAAUCAUAUUCUUAACAUUAUUAAAAGUAUUAUUAAGGCAUUCGUUAACUAAUGUUAUUAAAACAUAAGAUGCUACUAUAACAGGUUGCUAUACCCUGCACUUGCCAGGCAUGGGAAAAGAGCACAAAUAAAUUGAUCAUUAACACCCUUAGCAACACCGUUUAUGGCAGAAAACAAAGUGUUGCAUUCUGCAAAACACAAGUAAGCUCCAAGCUGCAGGAUAAGAUCAAACAUUGUCAUUAGGGUCUGAGUUUUUUGGGAGUUACCCUGCUAACACAAGGCUUCUUUUUACACUGUGAUUCCACACCCAGGAUGUGUUCUACACUGAAGAAUAUCGCAAGAGUUAAGCAGUUGUAAGGUGUAGCCUAUAAAGACAGGGCGAACAAUGUAACCUUUCGUUAUAUCCUCCUGAUUGUAUCUACUGCUGUGUAUUUUGUACCUGUCAGUAAUUGUUUUUUUUUUCUAUGAGGUCUAUUUUAUCUUCGUAUA
Molecule: messenger RNA, 2837 nt
Organism: Polyodon spathula (Mississippi paddlefish)
Lineage: Eukaryota; Metazoa; Chordata; Actinopteri; Acipenseriformes; Polyodontidae
Product: C-C chemokine receptor type 7-like
Exons: 3
Coding region: 170-1381 (403 amino acids)
Biological process (GO): inflammatory response; chemotaxis; G protein-coupled receptor signaling pathway
Cellular component (GO): membrane
Molecular function (GO): C-C motif chemokine 19 receptor activity; chemokine (C-C motif) ligand 19 binding; chemokine (C-C motif) ligand 21 binding
Source: RefSeq, a predicted model, not a curated record